This is a messenger RNA of Sporisorium graminicola, 984 nucleotides long. RefSeq lists its product as uncharacterized. NCBI's taxonomy places the organism in Eukaryota, Fungi, Basidiomycota, Ustilaginomycetes, Ustilaginales, Ustilaginaceae. Gene Ontology annotation, biological process: mitotic sister chromatid segregation. The record is from RefSeq and is a predicted model, not a curated record. The coding region runs from base 1 to 984 and encodes 327 amino acids. The transcript has a single exon. Gene Ontology annotation, cellular component: chromosome passenger complex; spindle midzone; chromosome, centromeric region.
AUGCCAGCCAAGAAAGCCACUCGCCCGACUCGGGCGACGCGAACAACAAAGGCAUCAUCCAAAUCGUCGUCUUCAGAAGCCAUUCUCGAUGAGAAUUUUGACACCCCCACCAGCGAGGACGCAGCUGAGGUGAAGAAAAAGUCGACCAAGUCCUCAGCAGCCACGAAGAAGGUGCUGGAAGAGCGCAACGAUAACAUCUCGAGCCCACUCAAGAAGUCGUCCGCAGAGGUGAAGGCAGAGUCGAAAAAGUCGAGCAAGACCAAGAAAUCAGGUAAAAGCAUUACGGCGGAGCAAGUCAAGGAGGACCAGGCGUCAGAUUCACGAGCAACAACACCAGUCCCUUCGUCACCCACUAAGAAACGAUUGCCCGAGGAUCAGGUGCAAGCCUUCCUGCAAAACUACGACUUGGAGGCACAAGCCCGCCUGUCGCGACUUAGAGCCUCGCUCGAGAUGUCCAUUCAAUCCUCUAUCACACGUAUGCGCUUGACCAUCGAACGCAUCCCGCGAGCAGUACGCGAGCUGUCCCUCUCGGACUUUAUCGCCGACUACGGCGCCGACAUUCACAAUUUCAUGAACCGAGCACCCGUGCAGCACCUCAAAGAUACGCAGGAGGAAUGGGAUCAGAUCCGAGAAGACCGCUCGCCCGCAAAGGCAAAACGCUCCAAAAAGGACCCGGCUGACACGGCGGCGAAGACGGAUCGCAGUUCCAAAGCGUCCUCCCGCACCGCGACGGCUGCAGUGGCCAAAAAGAAAGGCACACGAUCAACGCGCCCUGCCGAUCGCUCGUCGAGCGCUAUUCCCACCUCUCCAUCGUCCAGACCCGCGCCCAGCCUCGCGACCUUCCAACCCGACUUGCCCGCCCAGACACCCAGACCACGCAUGGCGAGGCCCGGAGAAGUCAUCCAGUGGCAAAGCAUCAACGGCUCCCCCAUCUGCGGUGUCAUCGGCCAAGACGGACGUGUGGUGCCCGUCGCCUUUGCCUGA